Messenger RNA from Thelazia callipaeda (thelaziosis nematode), 2211 nucleotides. The record is from the annotation of a GenBank genome assembly. NCBI's taxonomy places the organism in Eukaryota, Metazoa, Nematoda, Chromadorea, Rhabditida, Thelaziidae.
AUGGUAUCAAGAAAGUCUCUGAAUGUUGGGGUCCUGGGACAUGUAGACUGUGGAAAAACUACUUUAGCUAAGGCUUUGUCGACUAUGGGCUCAACAGCUGCAUUUGACAAACAUGCUAGUGCAUCUAAUCUUAGAGCUAAUACCAUUGAUCUUGGUUAUUCGACAUUUUCAAUUGAUGACACUGUAAUCGCCUUAAUUGAUUGUCCUGGACAUGGAUCUUUAAUCAAAUCGGUGCUUGCAGCUUCAUCAGUCUUUGACUUGGGAAUUGUUGUUAUAAACGGUAGUAAAGGAAUUGAGCAGCAAACUGCAGAACAUCUUCUCCUUGUCUCGUUAUUAUGUCCGGAUCAUGUUAUAAUGGUUAUUAACAAGGUUGAUCUGAUAACAAAGGAAAUUUUGGAAAAAUUAACAAAGCAUUGCAAGAAGGUGGCAAAUAUUUUGAUGAUUACCUCUAAUUUGCAAAUCGUUCCAGUAUCUUUGAUAGAAAAUAAACAAGAAUCUGUGCAAGCAGUAUUAAGAGCUUUACGUUCAGCUCUUUAUACGCCUCAGCGAGUUUCUUCGGGUCAUUUUAUGAUGUUUGUUGAUCAUUGCUUCCCGGUUAAAGGUAAAGGCACCGUGAUGACAGGCACUGUUGUCGAUGGGAUGUGCAAAGUUGGAAUGGAUGUAGAAAUAGCAGCUUUGCGUGAAAAACGUAAAAUUAAAAGUAUGCAACGUUGGAAAGAAGAUGUAUGCAGCGCAACAAUAGGAGAUCGAGCAGCUCUUUUAUUUCAAAAUAUUCCAAGCAAAAAUAUCGAUCGUACAGUUAUAUUUGAACCAGAAUGGUUACGUCCUGUACAGUUUUUGUUAAUUGAUGUGAAUCGUUUUGUGUAUUUUCAAGGAAAUUUACAUCAGUGUUCAAAAUUACAUAUUUCAACUGGCUUCUAUACUGUUAUGGGACGAUGUCAGUUUUUAGCACCACCGGUUUCUCAAGAAAAAAAUGAUUAUGAAAUCGUGCCAGAACUAGAUGAAAAUGUAAAGUUCGCUAUUCUUAGUUUAGAAGGAUCUAUAUACGUCAAAGAAGGUAGCUUUUAUAUCGCUUCCAAAUUAGAUCAUCAGGGUAAAGGUUGUAGAUUUGUUUUCUAUGGAAAAUUUUUAAAAUUACUUAAUGAUGAUAAGGAAAUACGGCAGUACCGACGAAAGCAGAAAGUUGGACAGAUUGAACGAGUGGAAAAUAAACGGAGCGUGAUUUGUAGUGGCCUUUUUAAAAAAGAAGCGAAGAUUGAUAUUUAUUUGAAUAUGGAUGUAUAUCUUUCAACAGGAGAAGUAGGUUGCUUAGAAUCUCCCUUUGGUAAGAAAGGAAAAGUUCGCGUAACAUUCGCAGAAGACUUGUUGGAAAGUACGUUAAAUGCAUUUGAAAAGGGUUGCAAUGUACAAUUGAAUGCUGUGCGCCAUUUCCAUUUAUAUUUGGCUGCGGCUCGACGGAUUUCACUAUUCUGGAAUUUGUCAAAUCAUAAAAGUGGGUAUUGUUCAUACUUAAGCGGUGAAUCAAAUAAUUCAGUAAAAAUGAAUUCACAUCAGAAAGCAAGAAGUAAUCAUCUAAGAAGAUCAGCAGAGAUAGUAGUUGGAGCAUGCAGAGAUUCAGUUGAUGAAAACAUUGUCAGACCGAAAAAAGGCUAUAUAGAAAUUAGAAAAAAUCCAAGAAAUAUAGAAACUCGGAAAACGCUGUCUGAGAUGCAGGAGAAGGUGGAGCAGUUAGCUAAGAUUGUACACAAAUUGAGAGUAAAUGAGAAGGAGAAAGAAGAAGAUGUCAAACUCGAUGCCAAAAAAGUUGAGGACUUUGAUGAAGAAAUUAGACUUAGCGCGGAUGUAAACUGUCCUGUUGAGAGAAUGUCAUUCACCGUUCGUACGCCUGAUCGCCGUUUGCUGCUAAAAGUAUUCAUAGGCAAUACCAACUCAAGAACUAUUUUGGAGAUGUUACGAGGGCGAAAAGUCCGUAUCAAUGAAGUUGUCAUUUACGACUUUGCAAUUGUUUGCAAACCAAUGGAUACAUUUGAUAUCUGGAAAGGAGAAUUGGAGGAAAACCCAGCAUUUGCUCGAGUAGAUCGUUUUCAAAUACUUCGGAUGAUAUUAUCACCUUGUUGUCAAUAUUAUACUAUACAUGCUAUAGCUUUGAGAGACUUUUUGGUGGAAAACUGGUUCCCAUGGGAAAUUUCCAAGAAUUCACAAAAUACAUGA